Salmo salar (Atlantic salmon) is the source of this 1727-nucleotide messenger RNA. RefSeq names its product CMP-N-acetylneuraminate-beta-galactosamide-alpha-2,3-sialyltransferase 4. Lineage: Eukaryota; Metazoa; Chordata; Actinopteri; Salmoniformes; Salmonidae. The record is from RefSeq and is a predicted model, not a curated record. Gene Ontology annotation, biological process: glycolipid biosynthetic process. Gene Ontology annotation, molecular function: sialyltransferase activity.
UCUCUCUCACACUCACUCACUCACUCUCAGGGUGACAUCAUCACCACAAACACUCCAGACAUGAGAAGGAGCAGGUGAAGAUGUCCCUGACGAACACCAAAACAUGGUCCAGAGUACUUGUACCUGUGCUGCUGCUGUGCUGUGUGUCCUACUACUGUUCACAUUUCUUCCUUCAGAGUAGUGAAGGGGCUUUCAGUAAGGCCCUCUGUGACAGCUGGAAUAUCUCUCAGAAGUGGGAGAGACUCAACUUCAAUGUGAGCAGGAAUGCUCAACUUUUCUUGAAGCUGGAGGAUUUCUUCUGGCGACGCUACUUGUCCACGUUCGCCUUGCCAUAUGGUGUUAAGGGCAGUGAGCUUUUUCUCGUGAAAGCAUUGGCAGCUAUGCCUAGCUAUGACAUGCCUGAGACGAUAAAACAUUUGCUUUGCAAAACCUGCAUGGUGGUUGGAAAUGGGUUCGCGAUCAAGAACACCUCGUUAGGAAGUUCCAUUAACAAGUAUGACAUAGUGAUCAGGUUGAACGAUGCCCCAGUUCGGGGGUAUGAGGCCGAUGUGGGGAACAAGACUACCAUGCGCCUCUUCUACCCUGAGUCGGCUUCCUACAAUCCCAGCAUCCACAAUGACCCUGACACCCUCAUGGUCCUCGUGCCUUUCAAGCAGCAAGACGUGCGCUGGCUCAAAGAGAUCCUGUACAAUGAGAAGAGGAUCAGAAAGGGCUUCUGGAAACCCCCUCCUGAGAUCUGGUUGGGUAAAACCAGCCACAUCCGCAUCCUGGACCCCUACUUCCUGCAGCAAACGGCCAGCCGCCUGCUCCGCUUGCCUCUCAACACACCUCCAAAGACCAACCAGAUCCCAGCGCACCCUACAACUGGCAUUCUGGCCAUCUACGUGGCCCUUAACUACUGUGACGUGAUCCACAUCGCUGGAUUUGGCUACCCAGAGUCUAAAGACCUGAAGCACCCCAUUCACUACUAUGGCUAUGACACCAUGAAGUCUAUGAAGAAUUCGUACCACAACCUCUCCCAUGAGGUGAAAGCUCUGAAGCGACUAGAGGACUCUGGUGCUGUUGUAUACCUACACCCUCACUCCUGACCAAUGCAACACUAAUAGUGCACAAGUGAAUGAUACAAUUAUAUAUAAUAUAUUAUAAACUGGGUGGUUCGAGCCCUGAAUGCUGAUUGGUCGUGGUAUAACAUUAGCAUACAUUUCCGUAUGGGUGGCCCCAGGGGGAAUCAAUUCCACAAUCCAGACUACUGUACCAACUGAGCUAUACAGGACCACAGUGAAGGAAGAGAGUUGGGACACUGAAAAAGGACUUCCCUUGCCUACACAUCUUUAUCACAAUCUCAUAAAAAUCCAGUGUGUUUUAGGGAUUAACAUGGGUAUCCGGGAUCUCGGGACUGUCCCAGGAGCACUCUUCAGACAGUAGCGGUGGGUGGGGAAAAUCACUGGGGAAGCCAAGGCAUGAGAAAAAAGCCCCAUUACAACCUACAGUUGAAGUCGGAAGUUUACAUACACCUUAGCCAAAUACAUUUAAACUCAGUUUUUCACAAUUCCUGAGAUUUAAUCUGAGUAAAGAUUCCCUGUUUUAGGUCAGUUAGGAUCACCACUUCAUUUUAAGAAUGUGAAAUGUCAGAAUAAUAGUAGAGAAUGAUUUAUUUCAGCUUUUAUUUCUUUCAUCACAUUCCCAGUGGGUCAGAAGUUUACAUACGCUCAAUUAGUAUUUGGUAG